UUUGCGUUAGGCGCGCGCACUACAGUGCGCGGCCAUAGUGAAGCAACAUAGCUGUAGACGUGAGAAUAGACAACAUGCUACUACUUUUUCGGUUGAGAGGUGCAGUAACCAGCUUCUAGUAGGAGUUUCGCAAGGGCAGUCCAGGUGGGCCCGCCGACCGGUUGGGCCCACCAUUGCAGCGAAAUCUCUUUAGAGUAAGUACGUAAACAGCACUAAGCAACUAUGGAGCAGUUCGAGUCACUAUUGACGUGCUGCGUCUGCCUCGACCGGUACAGGAAUCCCAAGCUGUUGCCAUGUCAGCACAGCUUUUGUAUGGAGCCGUGUAUGGACGGCCUUGUCGACUAUGUCAGGCGACAGGUGAAAUGUCCAGAAUGCCGUGCCGAGCACAGAAUCCCAUACCAAGGUGUUCAGGGAUUCCCAACAAAUGUAACUCUCCAGAGGUUUUUGGAACUUCAUGCAAACAUCGCUGGAGAGCUUCCAGACCCAACGGCAGGGCAAGUAAUGGAAAGAUGCAAUGUAUGCUCAGAAAAAGCGUACUGUGCGCCAUGUGCCCAUUGCGACAAAAAAGUCUGCGAAGACUGUAAGUCAGCACACAUGGAAGUUUUACGUAGAGAAAUUUCUAGAAUCAACAAUCAAAUACGCCGUGGUCUCAACAGGCUACAAGACAUCCUUGGAGUAGUUGAACGUAACACAAUAAAUCUUCAGACCAACUGUGGAGCUGUGGCUGGAGAAGUCGACGAAAUUCAUAAAAGACUAGCCAAGGCGCUAAAAGAUAGAACCGAUUUCUUAAGAAACGAAGUUGAUCGCUACCUUGCUACUGAACUUAGAAACCUCACUAAUCUGAAAGAUAACUUAGAGUUAGAAUUAAGUAAUAUACAAAGUAAUUGUGAUCUCGCCGAUAAAUAUAUGAACGACGACGUAGAAUGGGAAGAUACGGAGUUAGUAGAUACUAAAGAAAUUUUCUUGAAAACGGUCGAGUUCCUCAGAAACUUCGAUUACGAAGCGGGUGAUUACAACCGUAGAGUACGGUUUAUCAUGACCCACGACCCGAACCAGUUGGUUAUGCAUGUUGCAAGCUACGGUGAACUGAAUAUCACUCAACCUAAUGCAUACUCCUCUAGUAUGCAACAGAACCAAGGUUUAACAAGGUCAAAGAGUGACCACCGUCUAGCUACACAGUUCCGCCAACAAGAAGAAGCAAAGGGUUGGCAGGAGAAUGAUGAGCCCAUACUAGGCGGUCGUAAGUUUGGUGAACGCCGUCCUCCUCCACCUGAAAAACAUACAAGGGACUAUGGUGCUACUGAUGAUUACAGUGGGUAUGAGUCAGAGCAUAGGCCAGCGAGAUCUAGGUUCCGUUCUCGUUUUGUCAAGAGUCACCUAGAUAAUGACUCUGACUCAGAACAAACUACUCGUGCAACUAAAGCCGAACAAAAAGAAAAAGAGAAAGAGAAGGUCGUCGAUACUGAAGAUGCUACCCGAGGGCCACUUAGUGGUAUAUUCCGAUUAAGCGACUGUCCGCGUGUAAUGCAGAGGAUAUUAGACGUUGACAGUGGAAAGAAGAAAGAAAAAAAAGAACCUCCUCCACCACCUCCUAAGCCCGUCCAGCCCGCACCUCAGCCGCGUCAGCGUCCACCACCAGCGCAAAGGCAACAAAGUGAAGAUGAUGAAAUAUCACGUCUCAAAAGACAAAACAAAGGCGCCGCUGCUUCUUCACAAGAACCUGAACGUGCACCAGCUCGACCAGCAGAAGAAGAACGUACCCCAGUAAAUCGUAAACCGCCUACACCAGCGCGGGAGGCGUCCAGUGACGGUGAAUCCGAUGAAUCAGUUGGAUCUCUGCAGCGAAACCAGCGUAAAAAUGCGCCUGCACCACAAAAGCCAGUCACAACUACGAGGAGACCCUCAGCCACUGAAACGCCAGCUCCUCACCGUCCCGCUGCUCGUGCUCCGAGCACGGAAUCUAGCGCCUCUACUGAAAGCUCCGGCUCGGCGGUGAAACAUACAGGUGCCAUUUUAAGCAUCGCAGAAUUAAAAGCAAAAUACAGCCCUAGCGCGCCUGCAACAACUUCUGGAUCUCGUUUCUCUUCCGCAGGCAACGAGAGAACAGCACCAGCGGCAACUAACGGCACAGCUGGUGGCGCGCAACGGGUUCAGAGUCGGUUUAUCGGCUCUCAGCGACCCACACCUGCACCGGCACCCGCCGAGCCGGUUCACGAAGACUCCGACACGAGCUCCGAAGAAGAAACUGACUCGUCGGAGGAGAGUGACGAGGAGCCUGUCACGCAAAGGAAGCCCGAGAGCCAGGCGAUGGCUCGAAGUGACAUCGGUCCACUACUCGCGCGUAGCAAUAAUGCCCGUAACGAUGCCGUUGAAAAUAAAACGAAAGAGUCUCCUUCACAGUCGCGAUACCGCACGAGACAGUCAUCACAAACAGAAGAAGAGCCUGCACCUAGAUACAGUGCUGGGUCUUCGUUGAGCAACAGAUAUGGUAGCAAGCCAAGAGAAGAAGAACCGCCAUCAUCUUUGGAUGAUGAGACAAAAUAUCCCACGGCUAGAUCCAGAUACCUCGCCCUGAAAGAGCGCCGCAACCGUCUCGCAAGAAGUAAGAGCAGUCACACCGGUUUCGGUGCAGGAGACGACGACGAUCAGGACGAUCCGGUGUCACCCACAACAGCAUCGCCUUCUGCGUACCUUGCGGCUCGAUACGGCUCCGGCACUGGUGGUUCGGAGUUGUCUCGUAGCCGAUCUUCACACGCACUGAAGUCACGAGAGAGCUCGCCUGAACGGCCGGCCCCCGGUGAAAAAGACGGAGCGGCCCUCAGUUCUUGGGCGAGAUAUUUGAAGAACAAGUACGGGUCGCGGGGCAAGGAUCGCGAUCCUUCGAGUACAUCGUCGAGCACAUCCCGUCGCCUGUCUCUCGGGCUACCUUUACGCUCGGCAAACGAGCUUGCCAGUUCUGAUGACGAUUCAAAAAACGCGGCAGGCUCCCCCAUCUCCCCUACGGCGGCUACAGCAGCGGUAGCAGGUUUCGCAGCAGCCGGUUCCUCCCCUAGGAGCCAGUACAUGCAGAAACGCCGUUUACAAUUCAGCGUGGGGAGUCGGGGGAGCGAACCCGGAUGCUUUACAUGGCCUCGUGGUAUCGCUGUAGGUCCCGACAAUACAAUGGUCGUGGCUGAUUCAUCUAACCAUAGAGUGCAGGUGUUCGAUUCCAACGGUAUUUUCGUCAAAGAGUUCGGUCAGUACGGCAGCGGCGAAGGAGAAUUUGACUGCCUGGCCGGUGUAGCUGUCAAUAGAAUUGGACAGUACAUCAUAGCUGACAGAUACAAUCAUCGUAUUCAAGUGUUUGACCCUCAAGGUCGGUUCCUGAGGGCAUUCGGUAGCCAGGGCACUGGUGACGGCAAGUUCAACUACCCGUGGGGCAUCACUACGGACGCUCUCGGAUUUAUAUACGUCUGUGACAAGGAAAACCAUAGAGUACAGGUGUUCCAAUCCGAUGGUACGUUCGUUGGCAAGUUUGGUUCCUUCGGUUCCAAGCUUGGUCAGCUCGAACACCCCCACUACAUCGCCGUCUCCAGCACCAACAGAGUCUUGGUGUCAGACUCCAACAACCAUAGGAUACAGGUCUUCGAUGUCAAUGGAAGGGUUCUCUCAUCGUUCGGUGAGGAAGGGUCCGAAGAUGGACAGUUUAAGUUCCCGAGGGGUGUAGCAGUAGAUGACCAGGGCUACAUCGUCGUUGCCGAUUCUGGCAACAACCGUAUCCAGAUAUUCCACCCUGAUGGUGCGUUCCUUAGAGCCUUCGGUUCUUGGGGAUCUGGCGAUGGAGAGUUCAAGGGUCUGGAAGGCAUUGCCGUGAUGUCUGGAGGCAAUAUCAUCGUCUGCGACCGAGAGAACCAUAGGGUACAAGUUUUUUAAGAUGAACACCGUUAUCAACUUGAUACGAUAAUAAUAAUUUUCUAUGCUGAAAAUACUUUUUUAUACCAAAUCACAAUUAUGUAUUUAAAAAUGUAAAAUCAUGUUUUUAUUUAAAUAAAAAUAAAUAACCUUUCUCUUUCACCUGUCAGUUUCAAUCGUUUAAAAUCUUAAACAAAGAAUAGAAAUAAAUACACAAAAACAAAAUUUCAUCGAAGUAUUUUUCUCCUAAAAACAAUGAAAAAUUGUUAAACCAAAGAAUUUUAACGUCGAUGCUUCUUAUUGGAUUGUAAGAUUGACGAAUAAUCUCAAAAGGACUGGAUUGAUUGGGACGGUUCUUUUCUAUUUGAUCAAAAUCUUAAAUAACUGAAGGUCAGUCGAUCAGCGUCGCAAUUGUUAUCACUCCAAAGAUAGAUGAUCUGUCAAUGGAUGCCUGAUUUCCCUCAGUCCUAUCACUUUUAUCCAAAUUGAAAGAUUAUUAAAGAGUAUUAAAUAUUCAAUGUUUGUUGGUGAAGAAAUCCAUAAAGUGUCUCAAAAAGGAUUAAUACAAAAAAUAUCUUUUGUGAAAGGCAGAAAAGUAAUUCCAAGUCGUGCCACUUACUCAAUGUAAUCUAGUAACACGGUAUGGUUAUCCCGUUUUAUGUUCAAUCCAGUCGGAUGAGUCUUCAAAGAUAAAAGAAACUUUACUGUUUGCCACUACAAUCUUUCUUCCAAUCCAUCAAACAUUUUGUAAAAAAUACAUAACAAAAAAUUAAAUUCAAACCAAAAAAUUAAAUACAGCAUUUAAAAAUAAAUUGUUUAUAAAUUAUUUUUUAACAAAAUAUACUUAAGCAUUUAUGAAACUGAGUUUAAAUCGCAAUGUUGUAUUCAAAUAGAUAUUUAAAGAAAUAUGUUAUUCAAAUAAAAUAUAAACAAAAUGUAAAUAUAAUGUAUUCAAUAUGAACUGAACGGUAGGUAACAAAAUAUACCAAAAAAAAUGUUGCCAUCCUCAUUAAAUGUAGCUUUUAGUAGAUUUGUUUGCUUAUACAUUUUACUAGUCGAUUUCAAAUAAAUAUAUUGUAAUUGUUUUAUUUAAUUUUAUUAUAGCUUUUAUGUGACUUUGAGUCAUAGUAACGAAAAUAUAUUAUAUAACAUAUAAUUGAAAUAUAUAGAAAUAAAUCUUAUUUAAUUGCCAAGACACGUGAAUCUUAAGUUUUAAUAUCAGCGAUCUAAAUUAUAAUCCA
Molecule: messenger RNA, 5132 nt
Organism: Spodoptera litura
Lineage: Eukaryota; Metazoa; Arthropoda; Insecta; Lepidoptera; Noctuidae
Source: RefSeq, a predicted model, not a curated record